Messenger RNA from Spea bombifrons (plains spadefoot toad), 1259 nucleotides. RefSeq names its product Ly1 antibody reactive (gene LYAR). Gene Ontology annotation, biological process: negative regulation of transcription by RNA polymerase II; rRNA processing. The record is from RefSeq and is a predicted model, not a curated record. The coding region runs from base 147 to 1253 and encodes 368 amino acids. NCBI's taxonomy places the organism in Eukaryota, Metazoa, Chordata, Amphibia, Anura, Pelobatidae. Gene Ontology annotation, cellular component: nucleolus. The transcript has 9 exons. Gene Ontology annotation, molecular function: DNA binding.
CGCAGAGCAGUGGAGCCUAGAAGCUUACGGCAAGUAGAGCGUUAAGGAGGUGCACCCGGAAGUGACGUAGACUCGGUAAAUAGAGACCGGUGUGCCGGGGAACACGUGGGUUUAGGGGAACAUUAUUUGCCGCUGCAUCGCUCGUCAUGGUAUUUUUCACUUGCAAUGCGUGUGGGGAAUCUUUGAAGAAAGCGCAAGUGGAGAAACACGUUACAAUCUGCCGAAACUGCGAAUGUCUUUCCUGCAUAGACUGUGGUAAAGAUUUUUGGGGGGAGGACUACAGAACUCAUCUGAAAUGUAUUAGCGAAGACCAGAAAUAUGGUGGCAAAGGCUUUGAAGUCAAGUCAAACAAAGGUGACGUGAAGCAACAAAUGUGGAUACAAAAAAUCCAAGAAGUAAUGAAGAAGCCAAGCAUCACUCCAAAUAUACGGAACAUUUUAAACCAAAUUAGUGGGUAUGAUAAUAUUCCAAGGAAAAAAGCCAAGUUCCAGAACUGGAUGAAGAACAGUUUAAAAAUUUAUAACCAAGCCGUUCAGGACCAGGUUUGGGAGAUUUUCUCUGAAGCUACAAGCACUGGCACAGGUAGUCAAGAGAAGCCAAAACAGGUGGAUAAUUCCCCAUCCGAAACCCAGUCUGGACCUUCAGAGCAGGUAGAGGAAAACGAGAAAAAGAAAAACAAAAGGGAACGCAAGGAAGAGCGACAGAAGAAGAAUAAAAAAGAAAAAAAAGAGUCAGUAGUAGACAACCAGAUAGAAGAUGGUAAAAAGAAAAAAGGUAAAAAGCGCAAGAUGGAAGAUCAGGAGACCAAUGAAGACGAGGAAUCAGAAGCCAUAGAUGAGGAGCCAGAAGGAAAGAAGAAAAAAAAGAAAAAAGUGUCAGAAACUGCAGAGGUGUGUGCGCCACAGAACGGUCACCAUGAGGAAGAUGCUCCCAACUCUAAGAAAAAGAGAAAACAAGAAGGCGAGCCAUGCGAAAAGCAGCUGGAAGAGAAUUCUAUGGAUGAAAACCAUGAGAAUAACGAGGCAAAUCAAGGUAAAUUCAACUGGAAGGGAACUAUAAAAGCGCUGCUGAAAGAUGCUCCGGAUAACGAACUGCCGGUUAAAAGACUAAGGAAAAAGGUUCUUGCCCAAUACUAUGCAGUAUCUUCGGAACAGCACAGAUCUGAAGAGGAUCUCCUUGUAAUAUUCAACAAAAAAAUACACAGUAACCCGAAAUUUAAAGUUUUAAAAGAAAAAGUAAAACUCUUAAAAUAGUGUGCA